Molecule: messenger RNA, 1311 nt
Organism: Drosophila rhopaloa
Lineage: Eukaryota; Metazoa; Arthropoda; Insecta; Diptera; Drosophilidae
Product: gustatory receptor for sugar taste 64c
Exons: 5
Coding region: 52-1311 (419 amino acids)
Biological process (GO): sensory perception of sweet taste; detection of chemical stimulus involved in sensory perception of taste
Cellular component (GO): membrane
Molecular function (GO): sweet taste receptor activity
Source: RefSeq, a predicted model, not a curated record
GUCCUUUGGACUGGAAGGACCUCUUUCCAUUUGCCAGCAAACAGCCAAGCCAUGAAGCAGUCGGGACAAAGAGGCACCAGAAACACGCUUCAGCAUGGAAUCGGUCCAAUACUGGUUUUAGCCCAGUUCUUUGGCGUUUUGCCAGUUUCAGGGGUGUGGCCAAGUUCCCGCCCAGAGAAGGUCACCUUCCGCUGGAUUUCUUUAUCCUUACUUGCUGCUCUUGUCCUGUUCUGUUUCUCUAUUGUGGACUGCGCUUUGUCCUCCAAAGUUGUGCUCGAUCAUGGACUGAAAAUCUAUACCAUAGGAUCUCUCAGCUUCAGCGUUAUCUGCAUUUUCUGCUUCGGAGUUUUCCUGCUGUUAUCCCGCCGUUGGCCAUAUAUCAUCCGCAGGACGGCAGAGUGUGAGCAGAUCUUCCUGGAGCCCGCCUACGAUUGUUGCUAUGGGCGUGGCUACUCCAGUCGCCUCCGACUUUGGGGAGUCUUCCUCGUGGUGGCUGCUCUUUGCGAGCACUCCACAUAUGUGGGAAGUGCCCUCUACAACAAUCACCUGGCCAUUGUGGAAUGCAAGUUGCAGACGGACUUUUGGCAAAACUAUUUCCAGAGAGAGCGACAGCAACUGUUCCUCGUCAUGCACUUUACCGCCUGGUGGAUACCCUUCAUCGAAUGGACUACCCUGUCGAUGACCUUCGUGUGGAACUUUGUGGACAUCUUCCUAAUCCUCAUCUGCCGCGGUAUGCAAAUGCGAUUCCAGCAAAUGCACUGGCGCAUCCGACAGCAUGCGAAGAUGCAAAUGCCUAAUGAGUUCUGGCAGAGGAUUCGGUCAGAUCUUCUCGAUCUCAGUGAUCUUCUUGGGAUUUACGACAAGGAACUAUCUGGGUUGAUAGUUCUUUCCUGUGCCCACAAUAUGUACUUUAUAUGUGUGCAGAUCUAUCAUAGUUUUCAAUCAAAAGGCAACUAUGCGGAUGAGUUAUAUUUCUGGUUUUGCCUUUCUUAUGUCAUCGUUCGAGUUCUAAACAUGAUGUUUGCAGCUUCUUCUAUUCCCCAAGAAGCCAGGGAGAUAUCCUAUACCCUAUAUGAAAUACCCACUGAGUAUUGGUGUGUGGAACUGAGGCGCCUCAAUGAGAUUUUUCUUUCAGAUCAUUUUGCGCUCAGUGGAAAGGGAUACUUUUUACUGACUAGACGUUUAAUAUUUGCGAUGGCAGCUACUUUGAUGGUCUACGAACUGGUGCUGAUCAACCAAAUGGCAGGAUCCGAAGUGCAGAAAAACUUUUGCGAGGGCGGCGUGGGUUCCUCCAAGAGCAUAUUUUCCUAG